Trichomonas vaginalis G3 is the source of this 420-nucleotide messenger RNA. RefSeq lists its product as uncharacterized. Lineage: Eukaryota; Parabasalia; Trichomonadida; Trichomonadidae. The transcript has a single exon. The record is from RefSeq and is a predicted model, not a curated record. The coding region runs from base 1 to 420 and encodes 139 amino acids.
AUGGAAAAGAAACUUCAAGCAAAAAAUGAAGUCAUUGAAGCAAAAGACAAAAGCAUUCAGAAAAGAAUACCACGUUCGGUACCAAAAGGUAAGGAAAAGAACUAUAAGUAUAUGAUUUAUACUGAAGAGAUGGAAAAUGAAGAAGACAGAGAUAUGGUUAUGUUGCAUUUAGUCAGAAGAAACAACAAAAGCUUUUACGACCUUGCUAAGAUUUACAAAUCUGACAGAAAUUGGUUCUAUCGCGAAAACUUACCGAUUUCAAUGACACCGAAUGAAGAUGUGAAACAAAUAGUUCAAGAUACGUUACCUCAAACACACUAUGAUAUGAAAGGUUGUACAAUACUUACCUUCAAAGAAGAUUUGCCAUUGUUAAAGGAAAAAAUAACAGAGUAUUUUGACAACUUCAAACAAGUAGAGUAG